AUGACCGUCGACUACCUCUCCCCGAGUAGCAUCGACCUCCUUCCUAUCCACAAGUUCUCCUUCCAGAACACCACUGUCCAGCCCGAGGAGGACUCGUCGGUCGCCGAGCGUAUGCGCCGCCUUCAGGGACAGUACGACGAGACUGGGAUGCGCCGCUCGGUCGACGCCGUCAUCGUUGCUCAUGACCACGGUGUCCCCUGCAUCCUCACAACGCAGAUUGCUAACGAUUUCUUCAAGCUCCCUGGCGGCUACCUCGACCCCUCUGAGGAGGACGAGACUGGCCUCAUGCGCCACCUCAAUGACCUCCUGGGGGAUGGUACCAAGCAGUGGCGCGCGGAGGAACCCCAUUGGAACAUCCACGCCCUUCUCGGCGUGUGGUAUCGUCCCAACUUUGACGGCUUCUUCUACCCCUACAAACCUGCGCACGUAUCGCAGCCCAAGGAGUGCAAGAAGAUCUACCUUGUGACGAUGCCUGAGCAGAUGGUUGGCGUGCCCCUGAACAUGAAGCUCCUCGCGAUCCCUAUUCACGAGUUCUAUGACAACACUCAGCGCUACGGACCCCAGCUCAGCGCCAUUCCACACAUGCUCAGUCGGUUCACACUCAAAGUUCGAUUUAUCCAUCACAGUUUUUACUCACCAAGCCACACCUGA
This is a messenger RNA of Cutaneotrichosporon cavernicola, 651 nucleotides long. RefSeq lists its product as uncharacterized. Gene Ontology annotation, molecular function: mRNA 3'-UTR AU-rich region binding. The record is from RefSeq and is a predicted model, not a curated record. The coding region runs from base 1 to 651 and encodes 216 amino acids. NCBI's taxonomy places the organism in Eukaryota, Fungi, Basidiomycota, Tremellomycetes, Trichosporonales, Trichosporonaceae. The transcript is spliced from 7 exons. Gene Ontology annotation, cellular component: mRNA cleavage factor complex.